CAGUUAACUCCUCUCCCUUCCCUUCCCUUCCCUUCCCUUCCCUUCUCUCCUCUUCAGCUCAACACGCCCGCUGCCCGCCACUGCCAGCGUCUCCCUCCCGCGCGCGCGCGUGCAUCUCUCGCGCGCGCACAUGGCAACACCAUAGCGCGCCGCCACUUGCCACCACGCUGCAGCUCGAUCCACACUCCCACAGCUGGGACGAUGGCGGUGGCGGCGGCGGCGAGGACUAGGAUGACGCCGUUGACGCUGCGGGACUUCCUGGAGCAGUCAAGCAGCGAAGGCUUCCGCUCGUACCCGCGCUUCCCGGCCGCCGAUGACGGCGGCGUGGGGGACCUCGCGCCGCCGGUGCGCCUCCUCAUCGAGGCCGGGCUCCGCCGGAGCCCCUCGCGGUCGCCCUCCUUCUAUUCCUUCUUCCACAAGAGCCCCGGCACGCUCUCCAAGAUCUCGCGCCUCUCCAGGAGCCUCUCGCGGCGGUUCAGGGGAGGCUUCUUGAGGCGCCGCGAGGAUGGCGACGACGAGGAAGACGACAUUGACGUCGACGAGAGGGACUCGUUCGGGCUGCCGUCGCCGGUGGUGAGCAGCUGCUCCUCGUCGGAGUGGGAGCGCGCCGAGUCAUCAUGCACGGAGCUGGCGACGACGACGGAGGAGGGGGAGGAGGAGAAGUGUGCGUCCGAGUACGAAAAGACGUCGCAGUCAAGCACCGGCGGGAGCAUCGCCUUCCAUGGCGCUGCCGACGCCGGAGGAGACGGGCACAAGGAGGAGGUGGAUGGCGAGCCCGUGGGGUGCAACUUGGAGAUGGAGGACAAGCCACAGCUGAGCCCCGUGUCCGUUAUGGAUUUCCCCUACGACGACGACGACGAAGACGACGACCACGGCGAGGAAGGAAGCGAUCCCGGCGGCAUGUGCUCGCCGUCCUUCCAGCAAUGCCUCGCCGAGCUCCAGAGAUCGAAGGCGGAGCUGCUGCACAAGAUCCGACGGCUGGAAAAACUCAAGACGCAGGUGGUCGUCCCCGUGGAUCUCGAGGCGCAGUUCACCGAGUCGGAUUCCGGGCUAUCCCACGACGCGUGCACCGAGCGCACGAAUGCCAACACCAACUCGACUUCUGAUGACACCGCGACGACGACGACUGCGCCGGCGACGCCACGCUCCGGCGGCGAACGGCAAUGCACGGACGACGACGACCAAGACGAUGGUCACGGCGCGGAGCAGCAGCAGCACGGCCGCUUGCUUGCGCGGCUGCUCGAGUCGGUUGCUGUUGUUGCCAAAGACGAGAUCACCGAGUGGCUCCUGCUCGACUUCUUCGCCGAGGGAGUCGACCGGCUCAGGGCGGCGGGCAAGCCUAUCAGCGAUCGCGAGGAAGCGGUGCUGCUGCGCGCCGCCGGGGAGUGGGCGCGCGGCGCCGGACAGCAGUGGGGCGUCGGGGACGUGGUGUUCUCCGGGUGGGCGGCGGUGGCGGACAUGGAGCGGAGCCGGAGGUGGAUGUGCGUCGCCGAGGAGAGGCAGGACGCCGGCGCGGAGGUGGAGGGCCUCGUGAUGGACGCACUGGUGGACGAGCUGGUCGACGACUUGCGCGGUGCUGGUGCGGCGGCAGUUGGACCGGAGUUGCACGGCGUAGCGGGGUGUAACGUUUUGUGGGGACGUUAACUUGAGUGUUAACGUGACAGGUUUUACGCCGAAUCGUUAAAAAGAACAGGGAUGUGUGUGCACGAGGUGCGGCUUUCAGUCAUGGGCUUUAUGACUUUUCCAAGACGAAUUAGUACAUACUAGUAAAUUAAUAAUUCAAUGUCAGAUAUAUGAUGAACACCGUUCCUGAACCUGAAAGAGU
Oryza brachyantha (malo sina) is the source of this 1825-nucleotide messenger RNA. RefSeq lists its product as uncharacterized. The record is from RefSeq and is a predicted model, not a curated record. NCBI's taxonomy places the organism in Eukaryota, Viridiplantae, Streptophyta, Magnoliopsida, Poales, Poaceae. The transcript has 3 exons. Bases 202 to 1644 code for a protein of 480 amino acids.